UGCGAAUAGUACGAUUUGUGUUGCUCUGUAUAGUAUAAUACUUCGAAGGUACAGUAGUAUUGAUUUGGCCCAUGUGCUCUCUGUAAAUAAUUUUAGUAUAAUAUUUUUGACUGUCUAAGUUAUGGCUAUUCUGACUACAACACGACUUCCGAACUAUGCAAAGGCUUUUGCGGUGUGCAUAGUUUUGAUCAUGUGUUUGAUGUUCGUAUACUUCAGAGGGUUACUAGCAGAACAAGAAUCGAAGGUCAAAACGAGAGAUCAACAAUUUGAACAAGAAAACAUUAAGGUUAAAUCUGUGGACAAAGAAGUAUGGCUGCCACAGACAACUUUAGAAUUACUUGGAAAACUUACCCAUUUGAAAGACGUUUAUAAUUACACAGAUGCUGAUGUGAAGCACAUUACUGAAACACUUAAAUUUGCAGUAGAUGAGAUGUCUGGUUUUAUGAGAAAAUCUGGAAGACCAUAUUUUCAACAUUGUGUAGGUAUGGCAGGUUGUUUACUUGAUAUUGGAGCACCGCUUAAUCAUGCGCUAUCAGGUCUUCUCCACUCCAUUUAUGUAUUUGGUGCACAGGCACAGGCUGUUACAAAUGCUGAUGACGUUUGUGUAUUACGCAAAAAAGUUAUAGAAGUCGUUGGUCUUGAAACGGAAUACUAUGUAUGGGGCUACACUGUCUAUCCGCGAGGAAAUCUCGAUGACAGCGCUGUGCAGAUUGCAAGAGAAGCUUUAGAUAAAGGACUAUAUGAAACUACAAAAAUGGGUCCAAAAUUGAAAGAUGCUGUGUUGGGUCAUUUCUGUAAUGAGCUCGACGAAUUCCACCAACUUGAUCAAGUGUACUCGGGGAAUCGCAAACGAAGUCCAGCUUUUAGGGAAAAUGCUACGCAUAUCUUAAACAAAUUAGGCUACCCCGAUCUUGCAGAUAAACUACUUACCUUGUAUUCGAAACAAGAUCAAAUAGACAUUCCUAAUACAGAAACUGAUAAACAGCAUACGAAGACAGUUAGGGAGUUUUCACAACAUUUACACCAAGCGUUUGGUUCAGAUCCAAAAUAUGGUGCCAGACCAAGAAAGUUUCAUAGAAUUUUGAAUUUUGACAAAGUUGCUGUACAUGAGGUUAUGGAGAACUUUGAUAAGCAUUAUGCAGAGGUGGAGAACUUGUGUCCAGAUAUACCUCUGUAUAAACCUUAACUAGUGUGAAGCCCAGUGGCUAGUAGAUGGCUAAUUAGUGACAUAAUAAUGUAUUGGGGAAAGUUGAUUGGCGUUAUGCAUGCCGAGGUAGAGACCAUGUGUCGAGAUAUACAAAAUUGUACCUCUGUAUACGCCUAAAGUAUGAAGCCCAGAGGCAAGAAUGAGGCUAAUUGCAGAACUUGUGUUGCAGGGUAUGUGGAAGAAUAUAUGGUAUAUGGGUUUUCAGUAAACUUAAUAAUUUCAAAAAAGAUUAAAUACGAUACAGAUCCCGAGGAGAGUGGUACUCCACACCUUAGAUGAACUUGUGUGAGUAAAAUGAUUGAUUUCUUUGCUUGUGAGGCAAGUUGACUUUUAGGCGGAGACCGGGAAAUUCUUCUAGAUAAUAAUCUUUGGUGGAUCUAGACUAACAAGGGGCACAUUUCAAGUCAUAAGAAAUUCAGGCCAAAUUUUGAUAAUUGGACCUUAAACAAAUAUUGUUCUUGGCCCAUCCUAUGGGUUGGGCUCUUCACCAGUCGGCCGGUGAUAGGACAAAAACAGAACC
Molecule: messenger RNA, 1727 nt
Organism: Owenia fusiformis
Lineage: Eukaryota; Metazoa; Annelida; Polychaeta; Sabellida; Oweniidae
Source: the annotation of a GenBank genome assembly